AAAGAGAAAGGGUACAGUUAAGAGGGUGUAAUUGCAAAAAUGUUCUUUUGAUUGGCACGAGAGGUUGGUGGGUUCCUACUUUGCAGUUUGUUUUCUUUAAUUGAGAGGGAGGAAGGGGCACUUUCUCGUUUCGAUUCUUCUUUGACUGACUGGAAGAGUCGCGGAAAAUCUGUUUAAAACGGAAACUCAUCAGAGAGAGAGAGAGAGAGAGAGAGAGGCACUUACUUCGAUCAGUCGCUCAACUCUGGAUUUCCCUCGAACUCCGUUACACCCAUGAUCCGGUGGUUCCUCCUAGUCGCAAAGUUUUGAUUCGAAAUGGAUUUUUCGCGUCCGAGUUUGGUUCGUGGAGGUAUGAGUUACCGCUUGCCUUCUCGGUUCAGAAGUCCCACCCAUGCUGGAAUCAUCUUCCCCAGAUUUUGGGAUUAUUCUAAUCCACUGAGGAGGAAUGUCUUACCAAGUGCUACUUUGACUUUGAAUACUCCUCCUUCAAGAGUUUUUAGUUCAAAGCCAACACUAGUCUCCUUUGGAUUUAGGUCACAUUCUCUAGCUGAUGCUCGCAAUGUUGAAACUAAUGUUCACGAUGAAGAAAACGAAUCUGACAGUCUGGAGGAACUCAGAGAGUUACUUCACAAGGCUACCGAAGAAUUGGAAGUUGCCAGGCUCAAUAGUACCAUGUUCGACGAUAAGGCUCAGAGGAUUUCUGAAACUGCCAUCGCUCUCAAGGAUCAAGCCGCUAGUGUUUGGCUUCAGGUUAACAAUACUCUUGAUCUCAUCCGAGACACUGUUGAUGAGGAAUCUCUUGCUAAAGAAGCUGUUCAUAAGGCUACUAUGGCCUUAUCUCUCGCUGAAGCAAGGCUUCGUGUUGUAGAGGAAUCUCUUGAAAGUAAUGGUAUUCUAGAACCCUCUCCAGAGCCUGAAAUAACAGAUCUUCUUAAAGACAAGGAGGAAGCCCUUUUAGCUGCCAAGGAUGACAUCAAAGAAUGCCAACUCAACUUAGCAAGUUGUGAAGCUCAACUGAGGGCUUUGCAGAGCAAAAAAGAAGAGCUGCAGAAGGAAGUCGACAAGUUGAAUGACUUCGCUGAGACCAUACAGAUCAAUGCCUUGAAAGCAGAAGAGGACGUUGCUAAUAUCAUGAAAUUGGCUGAACAAGCUGUCGCUUUUGAGCUUGAGGCUACUCAACGUGUUAAUGAUGCAGAGAUUGCUUUGCAGAGAGCUGAGAAGUCCAUCUCCCAGAAACCAGAAGAAGCUCAAGGACAACUCUCCGAUGAAGAAACUCCCCUCCAGGAUGAGGUGGUACUCUCAAGUAAUAUCCAAAGUGGCAGCCAUGAGGCUGAAAGAGAUUCACAAAUACAUGAAGAUCUCUCAGCGGUACAGAACACAGCUGAUCAUUUGCCUGAUAAUGUUGGUCAGAAGGCUCAAAAGCUAACGCAGUCUUAUGAUUCAAACGGUCAUGAGAAUGGAAAGCCAAGUGUAGAGUCUUCCGAAGUGUUGGCAUCAGAUUCUGAAAAGUCAAAGAUUCCAAAGAAGCAAGAAACACAGAAAGAUCUCCCAAAAGAGGGUUCUUCUCUUAAUGCAUCCAAGGCAUCGUUUAAUAAAUCCUCUCGUUUCUUUUCUGCAUCUUUCUUCUCUUCCAAUUCAGAUGGGAAAACGACUGUAUUUGCGAGUCUGGUUGAUUCUGUCAAACAACAAUGGCCCAAGCUAGUUCUUGGGGUUGCACUUCUCGGAGCAGGACUGACAUUAUACUCCAAUGGAGUAGGCGGGAACAAUCAGCUGCUUCAACAGCCAGAUGUUAUCAGCACUAGUACUGAAGAUGUCUCUUCCAACAAGAAACCAUUGAUCCGGCAAGUGCAGAAACUUCCCAAGAGAAUUAAGAAAUUGCUUGAAAUGAUCCCUCACCAGGAGGUCAAUGAGGAAGAAGCUUCGCUUCUUGAUUUUUUGUUCUUACUGCUGGCAAGCGUCAUAUUUGUGCCUCUAUUUCAGAAAAUUCCUGGAGGCAGUCCUGUUCUUGGGUAUUUGGCAGCUGGAAUUCUGAUUGGUCCUUAUGGUCUUUCGAUAAUCCGUAAUGUGCAUGCAACCAAAGCCAUUGCAGAAUUUGGAGUUGUUUUCUUGCUUUUCAACAUUGGCCUUGAGCUAUCUGUUGAAAGACUGAGUUCCAUGAAGAAAUAUGUUUUUGGAUUAGGCUCCGCUCAGGUUCUGGUGACAGCAGCAGUAGUUGGAUUGAUUGCCCAUUAUGUUGCUGGUCAGGCUGGUCCAGCGGCAAUAGUUAUCGGAAACGGCCUGGCACUGUCCUCCACUGCUGUUGUCCUUCAGGUUCUACAAGAACGGGGUGAGAGCACAUCUAGACAUGGACGGGCUACAUUUUCCGUCUUGCUUUUCCAGGAUCUAGCUGUAGUUGUUUUACUGAUUCUCAUCCCACUUAUUUCACCUAAUUCAUCUAAAGGAGGGAUUGGGUUUCAAGCCAUUGCUGAAGCGCUUGGGCUUGCUGCAGUCAAAGCUGCAGUUGCUAUUACUGCCAUAAUUGCUGGUGGCCGUCUUUUUCUUCGACCAAUCUACAAGCAAGUUGCAGAAAAUCGAAACGCCGAGAUAUUCUCUGCUAAUACACUUCUUGUUAUUCUUGGGACUAGUUUACUGACAGCUAGGGCUGGACUUUCCAUGGCAUUAGGAGCGUUUUUGGCUGGUUUACUCCUUGCGGAGACAGAAUUUUCCUUGCAAGUAGAGUCAGAUAUUGCUCCUUAUCGUGGUCUCCUGCUGGGGCUCUUCUUCAUGACUGUUGGUAUGUCUAUAGAUCCGAAACUUCUUCUUUCUAAUUUCCCUGUCGUAUUGGGGACUUUGGGGGUCCUGAUAGUGGGCAAGACUAUAUUAGUCGUGAUCAUGGGCAAAUUGUUCGGAAUUUCAAUCAUAUCUGCAAUUAGAGCCGGACUUCUUCUUGCCCCAGGCGGAGAGUUUGCAUUUGUUGCUUUUGGAGAAGCUGUCAAUCAGGGUAUAAUGUCUCCUCAGUUGUCUUCGUUACUGUUUCUUGUGGUGGGAAUCUCAAUGGCUAUCACGCCUUGGUUAGCUGCUGGUGGCCAGUUAAUUGCAUCCCGGUUUGAGUUGCAUGAUGUUCGAAGUUUAUUGCCGGUUGAAAGUGAGACGGAUGAUUUGCAAGACCACAUAAUUAUUUGCGGAUUUGGACGAGUUGGUCAGAUAAUUGCUCAGCUUCUUUCAGAAAGACUUAUCCCAUUCGUUGCCCUAGAUGUUAGCAGUGAUAGAGUGACUAUCGCCCGUUCCAUGGAUCUUCCUGUUUAUUUUGGAGAUGCUGGUAGUAGAGAGGUUCUCCACAAAAUUGGAGCUGAGAGAGCAUGUGCUGCUGUGGUUGCUUUAGACGCACCAGGAACAAAUUACAGAUGUGUGUGGGCUCUGAGCAAGUACUACCCCAACGUGAAGACAUUUGUUCGUGCACACGAUGUUGUUCAUGGUCUUAAUCUUGAAAAAGCUGGUGCUACUGCAGUUGUACCAGAGACUCUGGAGCCAAGUCUACAGUUGGCAGCUGCUGUUCUUGCUCAGGCCAAACUACCGACAUCAGAAAUAGCAAACACGAUCAACGAGUUCAGAACCCGUCACCUGUCUGAACUAACGGAGCUAAGUGAAGCAAGCGGAAGCUCUCUGGGGUACGGCUUUUCGAGGACGACGAGUAAGCCAAAAGCUCAAGAGUCGGAUGCAUCUGAGGAGAACCAGAUCAUGGAAGGAGGUGGUACACUCGCGGUCUGAGGGGCCGUUUCUUCAUUCUAGCAGGAACAAGGAGCUUAGGCAUUCUUGUGGUGGCCAUUUCUUUUGCCUGGUAGUUUCUUACUUUGAUAGGAAAAAAAUGAAACAGUCUCCUUUUGAACAGAUUAGUUUAUGUAAUUAAAGAGUAAAUAUUACUCGAUCCAGCUCAUUUGGGAGUUUUAAGUCUCUGUUCUCAGAACAACAAAACCAU
This is a messenger RNA of Brassica oleracea var. oleracea, 3955 nucleotides long. Its product is annotated as K(+) efflux antiporter 1, chloroplastic-like. Gene Ontology annotation, cellular component: membrane; chloroplast. The record is from RefSeq and is a predicted model, not a curated record. Gene Ontology annotation, biological process: potassium ion transport; proton transmembrane transport. Gene Ontology annotation, molecular function: potassium:proton antiporter activity. The transcript is spliced from 21 exons. NCBI's taxonomy places the organism in Eukaryota, Viridiplantae, Streptophyta, Magnoliopsida, Brassicales, Brassicaceae. The coding region runs from base 316 to 3747 and encodes 1143 amino acids.